GGCGCGGCGGGCGGCGCGUACAGCCGAGCCGGACGCCUGCUCCCGCCACCAUGGUGAUCAAGACGGACGAAUUGCCAGCGGCCGCGCCGGCCGACAGCUCCAGGGAGCAUGGCUCGCAGGCCGGGGGCAAGGGGCGACCAAGCGCGGCUGAACCCCCCUCAGUCAUGUUGUUGAAUGGGGACUGCUCAGAUAGUUUGAAGAAGGAAGAGGGGACAACUGACCCACCCAGAGAAAAUGGACUGGAUGAGGGUGAACCUGGAGAUGAGACAACUGGACAGGAAGUCAUUGUCAUUCAAGAUACAGGAUUUUCUGUGAAGAUCCUGGCCCCUGGCAUCGAGCCAUUUUCCUUGCAGGUAUCUCCCCAAGAAAUGGUGCAGGAGAUCCACCAGGUGCUUAUGGACCGUGAAGACACGUGUCACCGUACCUGCUUCUCACUGCAUCUCGAUGGCAACAUGCUGGACCACUUCUCAGAGCUACGCAGUGUUGAGGGGCUGCAAGAGGGCUCGGUGCUCCGUGUGGUGGAAGAGCCAUACACAGUGCGUGAAGCCCGCAUCCAUGUGCGCCACGUCCGAGACCUGCUCAAGAGUCUGGAUCCAUCUGAUGCCUUUAAUGGGGUUGAUUGCAACUCCCUGUCAUUCCUGAGUGUCUUCACAGACGGUGACUUAGGAGACAGCGGGAAGCGGAAGAAGGGUUUGGAGAUGGACCCCAUCGACUGCACACCACCUGAGUACAUUCUGCCGGGGAGCCGUGACCGGCCACUCUGUCCCUUGCAGCCUCAGAACCGUGAUUGGAAGCCUCUGCAGUGUUUGAAAGUGCUCACCAUGAGUGGCUGGAAUCCGCCUCCUGGCAACCGCAAGAUGCAUGGGGACCUCAUGUACCUGUUUGUGAUCACUGCUGAGGACCGGCAAGUUAGCAUUACUGCAUCCACACGAGGCUUCUACCUAAACCAGUCCACAGCCUACCACUUCAACCCCAAGCCUGCCAGCCCCCGUUUCCUCAGUCAUUCCCUCGUGGAGCUGCUCAACCAGAUCAGCCCGACCUUCAAAAAAAACUUCGCUGUGCUGCAGAAGAAAAGGGUCCAGCGUCACCCGUUCGAGAGGAUCGCCACCCCAUUCCAGGUAUACAGCUGGACAGCACCCCAAGCAGAACAUGCCAUGGACUGUGUGCGCGCUGAAGACGCCUAUACCUCGAGGCUGGGUUAUGAGGAGCACAUUCCUGGACAGACCCGGGACUGGAACGAGGAGCUGCAAACAACACGGGAGUUGCCCCGCAAGAACCUGCCUGAGCGGCUGCUUCGAGAAAGAGCCAUAUUCAAGGUGCAUAGCGACUUCACAGCAGCAGCCACAAGGGGUGCCAUGGCGGUCAUUGAUGGCAAUGUGAUGGCCAUCAACCCCAGCGAGGAGACCAAGAUGCAGAUGUUCAUCUGGAACAACAUCUUCUUCAGCCUGGGCUUUGAUGUCCGUGACCACUACAAGGACUUUGGUGGAGAUGUGGCAGCCUAUGUGGCACCUACCAAUGACCUGAAUGGUGUGCGCACAUACAACGCAGUGGAUGUCGAGGGGCUGUACACACUGGGCACAGUCGUAGUGGACUACCGGGGCUACCGCGUUACAGCUCAGUCCAUUAUCCCUGGCAUCUUGGAGCGGGACCAGGAGCAGAGUGUCAUCUAUGGCUCCAUUGACUUUGGCAAGACGGUGGUGUCACACCCUCGGUACUUGGAGUUACUGGAGCGCACCAGCCGGCCGCUCAAGAUCCUCCGGCAUCAUGUGCUCAAUGACCGCAAUGAGGAAGUGGAGCUCUGCUCCUCCGUGGAGUGCAAGGGCAUCAUUGGCAAUGAUGGGCGCCACUAUAUCCUUGACUUGCUGCGCACCUUCCCACCUGACCUUAACUUCCUGCCUGUGCCUGGCGAGGAGCUGCCUGAGGAGUGCACCCGUGCUGGUUUCCCCCGAGCCCACCGCCACAAGUUGUGCUGUUUGCGGCAGGAACUAGUGGAUGCCUUUGUGGAGCACAGGUACCUCCUCUUCAUGAAGCUGGCUGCCCUGCAGCUCAUGCAGCAGAAGGCCAGCCAAGUGGAGAGCCUCACCUCUAUGGAGAAUGGUGGUCUUCCUUCCUCAGAGGCCAAGUCGGAAGACCCUCUAGGGUCUGAGACAGGAAGCGAGGAGGAGGGCAGCAGUGCUAGUGGCCUGGCCAAGGUGAAGGAGCUGGCAGAAACCAUCGCCUCAGAUGACGGCACAGCAGACCCUCGGAGUCGGGAGGUAAUCCGCAAUGCCUGUAAGGCCGUCGGCUCCAUCAGUAGCACAGCUUUUGACAUUCGCUUCAACCCUGACAUCUUCUCCCCAGGGGUUCGUUUCCCUGAAUCCUGCCAGGAUGAAGUUCGGGACCAGAAGCAGUUGUUGAAAGAUGCGGCUGCCUUCUUGCUUUCCUGCCAGAUCCCUGGCUUGGUGAAGGACUGCACAGAACAUGCUGUGCUGCCCAUGGAUGGGGCCACUCUAGCUGAUGUGAUGCGCCAACGUGGCAUCAACAUGCGCUACCUGGGCAAGGUUCUGGACCUGGUGCUGCGGAGCCCAGCCCGUGACCAGCUGGACCACAUCUAUAAAAUUGGCAUUGGAGAGCUCAUCACACGUUCUGCCAAGCAUAUCUUCAAGACAUAUUUACAGGGGGUGGAACUCUCAGGCCUCUCAGCUGCCAUCAGCCAUUUCCUGAACUGUUUCUUGAGCUCCUACCCCAACCCUGUGGCCCACCUGCCAGCUGACGAGCUGCUCUCUAAGAAAAGAAAUAAGAGGAGGAAAAACCGGCCCCUGGGGGCUGCAGACAACACUGCCUGGGCUGUUAUGACUCCCCAGGAGCUCUGGAAGAACAUUUGUCAGGAGGCCAAGAACUACUUUGACUUCAGCCUCGAGUGUGAUUCUGUGGACCAGGCUGUGGAGACCUAUGGGCUGCAGAAAAUAACACUGCUACGUGAAAUCUCCUUGAAAACUGGGAUUCAGAUCUUACUGAAGGAGUAUAGCUUUGACAGCCGCCACAAGCCAGCCUUCACCGAGGAGGACGUGCUCAACAUCUUCCCUGUGGUCAAGCAUGUCAACCCCAAGGCCUCGGAUGCCUUCCACUUCUUCCAGAGUGGGCAGGCCAAAGUACAGCAGGGCUUCUUGAAGGAAGGCUGUGAGCUCAUCAACGAGGCCCUGAACUUGUUCAAUAAUGUUUAUGGAGCCAUGCAUGUGGAGAUCUGUGCCUGCCUACGCCUGCUGGCUCGCCUCCACUACAUCAUGGGUGAUUAUGCUGAGGCCCUGAGCAACCAACAGAAGGCCGUGUUAAUGAGUGAACGAGUGAUGGGCAUUGAGCACCCCAACACCAUCCAAGAAUAUAUGCACCUGGCUCUGUACUGCUUCGCCAGCAGCCAGCUGUCCACUGCCCUGAGCCUGCUGUACCGUGCCCGCUACCUCAUGCUGCUCGUGUUCGGGGAGGACCACCCUGAAAUGGCAUUAUUAGAUAACAACAUUGGGCUGGUGCUGCACGGUGUGAUGGAGUAUGACCUGUCACUGCGCUUCCUAGAAAAUGCACUUGCUGUUAGCACCAAGUAUCAUGGGCCUAAGGCCCUCAAGGUAGCUCUCAGUCACCACCUUGUUGCCCGGGUCUAUGAGAGCAAAGCUGAGUUCCGGUCAGCCCUACAGCACGAGAAGGAAGGUUACACCAUCUACAAAACUCAGUUGGGUGAAGACCAUGAGAAGACCAAGGAGAGCUCAGAGUACCUCAAGUGCCUGACCCAGCAGGCCGUGGCCCUGCAGCGCACCAUGAAUGAAAUCUACCGCAAUGGCUCCAGUGCCAACAUCCCACCCCUCAAGUUCACAGCCCCCAGCAUGGCCAGUGUCCUGGAGCAGCUCAAUGUCAUCAACGGCAUCCUCUUCAUUCCUCUCAGCCAAAAAGACUUGGAGAACCUGAAGGCCGAGGUGGCACGCAGACACCAGCUCCAAGAAGCCAGCAAAAACAGGGAUAAGAACGAGGAGCCCAUGGCCACUGAGCCUGAGCCAGCAGGGCCCCCAGAGGACAUGGGCUCUCAGCCCCAAGCUGCCAAGGAGGACCCUUCUUCCCCAAGUUUGCAGGGAUAGAAAGGGAGAUGGACAGUCAGCAGCCCCGUUAACCAGCAAUCCAGACUCCAGGAGAAGAGAGUGUGCCCUACAGAUGGGGAGAGGAAACCAGUCCCUCUUCUUCCACUUUCCACCCCACCCCACCCCAGCAUCCUCUUCGGACCCUGGCCUGGUCUGCCUGCCCUCCCCCCAAAGAUGUUUUUGCACUUGUUUGAUGAAUAUACAAUUGGCCUAAUUGGAGAGACAUGGAGUGUAUAGGCAUCGGCUCCAGCUGGGGGGCAAGUACCCCUCAGACCCCCGUCCUCAAGCAGGUGUGUAUGAGUGUCCAUGUCCAUGAAUGUCUUGCUCUUUCCCUCCUACAUUGUAUAUAGCCCCAGUCAAUUCUGAGUGGAUGACAUGCAGAUGCAAUUUCUCAGGUCAUUGUAUGUUUGACAUUAUGGCUGCUGCUUUUGCUGCCACUAGCCCUGGGCCAAGCUUGGCUUAAAGUAAUGUUUAAGCCAAAAAAAGUUUGGGGCUUUCCUGUGUCCUGGGAGGGGGAGCCACAGCUCUGUGGAAGAGCUGGAGGACUGGGGUACACUUUAGGUUUGUGGCAAGAUGAGAGCUGCAGUGGCUUUACUUAACUGUGAUGGGGCUUGGCCUGACUGUUGCUUCUGAUGAGGGGAACUGGCCAGCAGUGGAGGGUCUCCAGACAACUAUGUGCCUGGCCCUCCCUGUCCGUCCUUGGCCUAAGCAGAAGGCACUGCGACAGGCUUUGACUUGUGUCCCUGAUCCUGGUACCUCAGGUGGGCAUAACCUUGGGGGCCACAGUCUGAAUGUAUCUUUCUCCCCAUUUUAACCUGAGCUGCCUAACGCACAGUAAGGGAAGGUUUGGGAGGUGAUGGGUUGGGGACCCAGGGCUGACUCCUGGGGAAAGUACCAGGUACAUGAGUGAUCAUCACCUCUGUGGAGCCAAGCUCCCUACCUGGUCCUUGCCACACAAGCACCUUCUACAGAGUAGCUCUGGGGGUUGGGAGGGUCCCCCACUGCCCCUGCCAUUUCCUGUCCUCCCACCUGCCUGUAUUGCUUCUCUGCUGUCCCAGGAGGUGAUGGCCAGCUUGAGAGACUGAGGGAGCCAUUCCAGGCAGGGCCUCUGCUUAGGGGCUUUGCUGGAGCCGCUAAUGGGUAGCUUCUGUCCAGGCACCUUGUUUCAAAGGGAAUGGGCAUCUAGUAAGUGAGGCAUCCCCACAGCUGAUCAGGAACUUUUUCUUGUUUUUAAACCAUCACGUUUUCAUUUCACAUUGGAAUAAAGUGAGUUUUUGAAACCUGC
Molecule: messenger RNA, 5388 nt
Organism: Jaculus jaculus (lesser Egyptian jerboa)
Lineage: Eukaryota; Metazoa; Chordata; Mammalia; Rodentia; Dipodidae
Gene: Cluh
Product: clustered mitochondria homolog
Exons: 26
Coding region: 51-4103 (1350 amino acids)
Biological process (GO): intracellular distribution of mitochondria
Cellular component (GO): cytoplasm
Molecular function (GO): protein binding; mRNA binding
Source: RefSeq, a predicted model, not a curated record